AUGGAAGAUAGAGUUUUGAGAACCAAUUAAAUAAUUAAUAGAUAGUAGGAUUAUUAAACAUCAAAAUUAGGAUCUUUAGGAGAUAAUCAAUAUUUGAAAAAAGAAAAUUGGAGACAAAUUGAUGAUAUAAACAAAAAAGAAUUUGGUAGUUAUGAAAGAUAAAAAUAAAAUGUGGAAACAAAGUUUAAUUAGCAAUCAUACUAAUAAGUUGUUAAUAGUUAAAUAGAUAAAGAAUUAAAUAAUUAUAAUUCAAAACUUAAGGAAUCAUAUUAUUAUGAAUAAGCAAGACCAUAAACAGCUAUUUAUUAAUCUAAAGAUGAUAAAAUACAUUUUAAAACAGAAGAUAGAUAGAGAAUAGAAUAAUAAUAGAUAGCUCAUUCAUCUGAUAAAUAUUUAUUAAAAUAAAGUGGAUUACCUUUUGGUAAUAGAACUCCUAUGGAUCCAAAAACUAAUUUUAAUGUAAAUACACCAUAAGACAGAUAAAAUUAAAAUACAUUUAAAAGUGAAUACUAAUAUUCAAGUUUAAAAAGAGAUUUUAAAUUACCAGAAUAUUAGAGAAUGUAUCCUGAAACAACAAAUAAUAAAAAUAAUUUACGUGAUUAAAUCGAUAAAACAGAUUAAAAGCAAGGAUAAGAAUAGUCAAGUUUUUUAGAUAUUGAAAAAAGAUUAUAAUAAAGAAGAGAAUAAGUAGAGAAAAUAGCAGGAUAAUAAGAAAUAAGACUUAAUUAGUAUUCAAAAUCAUAAGAAUAUUCAUAAAGAUAAUAAGGAUUAGAGAAUAGUUAAAUAAAAAUGAAAUAAUUUUAAGAAUAACUUAGAAAUGAAGUAUAAAAUAGAUUAAAAGAUUAAUGUAAAUAAGAAUAUAGAUAAUGUAAUUUAAAUGAAGUGAAAAAACAAUAUGAAAGAGAAAUUGAUAAUAAAUAAAAAAAUAAAGAAAUACUUGAAUUAGAUUAAUUUAAAUAUACAUAAUUAGAUGAGAAAUUUAAAAUAAUUGAUAGGAAAAAUAAUUAUAAUGAUGAAAAAUCUUCUUUUUAAAAACGAAUUAAUACUGAUUCUAAAUACUAAUAAAUAUCAGAUUAUGGAAAAUAUCAUUUUAGUUAAAAAUAAGAAUUAGAUUUACAUGAUAAAAAUAAAUAUAACGAUAGAUCUUAUUAUUAAAAUAAAUCAUUAAAUGAAGAUACAUUUGAUUUAAAAUAUUAAGGAAGUAUGUCUAACGAAUCCUAUGAUAAAUUACUUCAUAAAGACAAAUUAAAUUAUAAUUCAAAAUAACAAUACUAAGCUAGAAAAGAAUAUGAUUAAUCUUAAGAAAUUUAAAGAAGGCUUAAUUUAUAUGAUAAAUUACAGUAAUUUGAUCAUGGUAAUAAAAAGAAAUACUAAGAUGGUUAAAUAUAUUAGGCUUAUAAAUAGGAAACUAAAAUUUAUGAUUUAAAAUAAUCAAUUGAACCCAAAAAUUCCUCUAUUGGUUAAUAGUAUGAUCUUAAAAAGAAUGAAUAACAUUAAGAGAAAAUAGAGUUUAAGAGAUCACAAUAUUAACCUGAAAUAAAUUAAAUUAAAGCAGAGUUGGAAAAAAAGUAUGGAUAUUUGAAACCAGAAAUGGAACCUUAAAUGUCAGAAUUUGAUAAAAGAAGAAUUUUUAAUAAUAGAUUUAAACCAGAACCCAUUUAAACAAAAAUUGCUGGAUCUAGAGAAUAUUUAGGAUAAAAAUAUUAUUAAAGAGAAUAAUAUCGUUAUGGAUAGAGACAUAGUUAUCAUGAAGAAUCAUCUAGUAAUGAUGGUUAUGGAAUAGAAAAAGGAAAUAAAAGAAAUAAUAUCAAUAAUAAAGCUAUUGAUGACAUACUUUAAGGAACAGCAUUAAGCAAAUAUAUUGAAAGAGAGAAAAAAUAAAAUAAAAUGGUAGAUAGAGUUAUAAAUAGCAAAAUAAAUUAUUAAAAAUCACCAAUAAAUGAUAAAGAAUAAUAUUAAUGUUAUGAUAGAUUUAAUCAUUUAAAAAGAUAACUAGGAAAUGAUAGAUAUGAAAUAAAUGAAAUUUAAAGAAGAUAACCGUCAGAUUAAAAUAUAUAAAAAUGUAAUUAUUAACUUAUUUUUAGAUUGCAGCUCUGGUGGUUUAAUAAAUAAACAAUUUGGAAAUUACGAUAGAAAAGAGAGAAGAAUUUGA
Messenger RNA from Paramecium primaurelia, 2152 nucleotides. The record is from the annotation of a GenBank genome assembly. Lineage: Eukaryota; Ciliophora; Oligohymenophorea; Peniculida; Parameciidae.